UCCAACACGCCCAUGACUAAAUCCUGGACCACUCACCGCCCGGUUGUUAGCGUUCUCGUUUAAUGUCAGCGAAGCCAGGCCAUGCAUAACUCUCUAUGCAAGAAGGCUGUCUUUUGCAAAACGAGAUUUCUCACAAAAACGUUCGGCGAACAUUCAUCAGGAUGGAGAUCGAAAAUGCGACAUCGACGGCUACGGCGGUUGAAGACGUCGUAUUCUCGACUUACGGCGAGCGUCAACUUAUUGCAGCAUUUUACGGCGUGGUGGCCGUAGUGGGUACGGUGGGCAACUGCCUGGUUCUCCUGGCGGUGCUGCUGUCUCGCAAGCUCCGCACUGUGCCCAAUGUUUUUGUGGUCAACCUCAGUAUAGCGGACCUGAUCUCGAGUCUGUCCGUGCCCUGGCAGGCGGUGGCUGUGUUGAGCGUGGACAAGUGGCCUCUGCCGGACUGGGUGUGUACCAUGGGUGCUUUGGGCGUCCUCAUACCCAUCGGCUGCAGCUUGGACACGCUGGCCCUGAUCGCCGUCAAUCGUGUGGUGCUCAUCACACGCACCAAAGCCACCUACCAGAGACUCUACCGGCGGCGCUGGAUCGCAGUCAUGGUCAUCGCCGCCUGGGCGUUACCCCUGACCAUCGCCAGCCUCCCGCUGGUGUCUCACAUCGUCGAGUUCGGCUUCGAUUCGGUCUUCGGCACGUGUGGUUGGGACAGCUGGAACCCCAACUCUCCGAUCUACGCGCUGAUAUUGGCAGUCGCUAGCUACCCUGUCCAGCUCUGCACCAUCAUCGCAUGCUACCUGGCGAUUCUGGUCCAUCUCUGCAAGCACCACAAGGCGCUGACCAUGAGAGUCCAUGAUGAACAGGCAUCGGUUCAAGACACCACCAGCGUCUUCACCGUUGGCAGUGCGGCAGCCCCAGUGCCUCUGGCUCCGAGGCCGGCCCAGCGGAAUCACCGAAGGCGUCAGAUUGCCGUUACCAAAAACCUCUUCUUCGUUGUCUGUGCUUUCUUCCUCUGCACCACGCCCUACGCCAUCUGCAUCAUGCUGCAAGGCACUCAAAAACUUCUGCCGUAUGUGACUGUUCUGCUUUUUGCAAAUUCUUGCCUGAAUCCUUUCAUUUACGCUACAAAACAUCCAGACUUUAAGAAAGCAUUUGGCUGCAUGCUCCGCUUCAGAUUCCGCUCAAUACCAUGAACACGAACGUAAACUUGAUACGAUGAGGCCUAAAUUGUUGGUCGUUUGAGGCUGCAGAAACUUUAUAUCGGCCGAGAUAUCAUUCUGAAAGAAGAACAUCAUAUGGCAUGCCCAACAAUCUUGUGAAAGUAUUCCGAGGUGUAUCUGAUAGGGCAGACACCUAGAUAUGCCUUGUAUUUUAAAUCGCACAUAGGCCUAAUCAGUCAACAAUUUAAUUUCAGAAGAAUUGUUGAUGAUGUUUGUACAGUGGUAUACAAGCUCAGACUGUCACUCUUUGCACUUAAAUUGAACUGUAAAAAUGCACUAGCGUCAUCGUAAUUGGCUAAUAAGUGGGAUGAUUGCAUUUUUAGCGCAAUUUCAAUGGCAUUAAAUAUCCACUGUGUACUCAUUCGUUUUCCUUGUUGAACUGUUUAUCAUGGAUGAAACCCCGUUAAUUCAAUUAAUAAAAAAAAUAUUCCAUAAUCUAUAAUUAUUGAAAUCCAAUUAAGCUGCGUUUAGUAAGAUGCCUUCUCUCUAAGGCAUUUUCAAAAGCACGGUUUCUGAUAAUGUCAGUUCUGAAUGGGCAUUCAUUUACGGAUGGCGGAAUUUGAAUCAUCAGAUCCCAAAUGGUCCCGGAUGACAAAACAUUCAGUCAC
Molecule: messenger RNA, 1819 nt
Organism: Patiria miniata (bat star)
Lineage: Eukaryota; Metazoa; Echinodermata; Asteroidea; Valvatida; Asterinidae
Product: neuropeptides B/W receptor type 2-like
Exons: 1
Coding region: 96-1184 (362 amino acids)
Biological process (GO): G protein-coupled receptor signaling pathway
Cellular component (GO): membrane
Molecular function (GO): G protein-coupled receptor activity
Source: RefSeq, a predicted model, not a curated record